Messenger RNA from Olea europaea var. sylvestris, 518 nucleotides. Its product is annotated as DNA repair protein UVH3-like. The transcript has 4 exons. NCBI's taxonomy places the organism in Eukaryota, Viridiplantae, Streptophyta, Magnoliopsida, Lamiales, Oleaceae. The record is from RefSeq and is a predicted model, not a curated record. Gene Ontology annotation, cellular component: nucleus. Gene Ontology annotation, molecular function: DNA endonuclease activity; single-stranded DNA binding. The coding region runs from base 4 to 462 and encodes 152 amino acids. Gene Ontology annotation, biological process: nucleotide-excision repair.
GCAAUGAGAGUGAAAGAACUGGCUUUGGAUCUUGAGCAGCAGAGACAGAACAAUGAUAUCAAAGGAAAGAAGCCCAUCCUGGACGAGGCAGAGAUGGAGCCAAACACAAAAGGACAUGAUGUGGUUCCCAAAAGUUACAAACAAGAAGAACUGGAUGAGAUGUUAGCAGCCUCCCUUGCUUCAGAGGAAGAUGGUUUUACUGCUGAUGUUUCAACAUCUGGCACAGGGAUUCCAGAUGAAGAGGACGAUGAGAAUGAAGACGAAGAGAUGAUACUGCCAGAAAUGCAUGGGAAAAUUGAUCCUGCUGUCUUAGCUGCUUUGCCUCCAUCCAUGCAACUUGAUCUUCUUGUUCAGAUGAGAGAGAGACUGAUGGCUGAGAACAGGCAGAAGUAUCAAAAGGUCAAAAAGGUGCAUUUUGAACACCCGUGUAUGGGUAUCCUAGAAAAAACAUUUUUUUGGUAGUAUCACUCUUUUCUUCCGUUACUUUUUGCAAUCACUUCCUCUGCAACGACACUGUU